Molecule: messenger RNA, 997 nt
Organism: Daldinia vernicosa
Lineage: Eukaryota; Fungi; Ascomycota; Sordariomycetes; Xylariales; Hypoxylaceae
Exons: 1
Coding region: 248-859 (203 amino acids)
Source: RefSeq, a predicted model, not a curated record
UUUAACUUCUAUUUUUAUUAUCGGGUGUUACGUUGCUACUAAAUGUUGCUUAGUAGUACAAUGUCGUUUAGGUGUUUAUAUAUAAAGAGAAGUUCUCAACGUAAAAUUGCAUCGCGUCGUACUCUCUUUGAUGCUGUAUUACGGAAACCCGCGGCAACCGACAUAUCCUCAAAUCCACAUCGAAACCGACUUCCUAGUGUAAAGUAGCACCAACUAAUAAAACGGGAAAUUCACAUCGACCGGAAAUAUGCAGCUUCCCAGGAGUCUCGGAAUCUCGACGGCUGUCCUCCUCUGCCAAAUCAGAGUCGCACUCUCAUACGAUACCACUCCGUUCAUCGGUCCACUUGACCCCUGGAGGGUAACCCGGCUGCAGAUCACGGCUCCGGAGCCGGGCCACUCGAGACCCUUUGGCAUCGACCUGGCCAUCUCAAAUCCCAACAAGGUCUCAGCGGGCCCAGCGCCGCACGCGGCUGGCGGUGGAUACUUGCCCUUCGCCCCGAGCGCUGCGAAUUGCACCGUCGAGAGCGCGGAUGGGGACACAGCUGUGAGCAACACCUGCAUCGAGACAACGCAGUACUCAUACGGGGUAUGGUCGGUAGAUUUGCUGCCUGGAAACACUACUAUUGACCCUCGGAGCUUUAACCUUGUUUUUACGUUGAACUACAACGUUACUCGUUGGGGAGGGAUUCUAUACAAAUUAUAUGAGGGCAUGGGACACUUCGGAGUCGGUGAUAAUUUAGAAGAGGGCCGCUGUGAUGAUGGGAGUGGGACGUGCUUGUUUACGCUGAAAGUAAAUAGCACGCCGGCUUUGAUACCGCCGACGAUGACGGCUUGCCAGGGGACUUGUAGACUGGAUUAGUUGAGAGGGGAAGAUUGCCUAUCUUAUGGUUGUUAAGGGUGGUUACUAGACGCCACUUUGGUAAGGCGAAAUAGGAAUUUUGUAGUAGUUGAUACUUCCUCGUUAGUCCUAAAUAAUUACCUUGCUGAGUUAUUUUCA